CUGGCGGCUGCGGCCGGGCCCGCGGGGCUCUUAAAGGCGCCGCGCCCCGGUACCGAGCCCGCCGCCGGUACCGGGAUGGAGGCGGCGCCGGCCACAGCGGCGGCUCCGGGCUGGCGCUGCCGGCCGGGGGGACGGCUGGACAUGAGCCACGGCUUCGUGCGGCACAUCCGCCGCAACCAGCUCGCCAGGGACGCGUACGACCGUGCGGUGCGGCAGGCGCGGGGCCGAGCGCGGACGAGGCUGACACCGGGCCCGGCGCGGCCCCGGCGGCCCGACCAGCAGGUGUACCGGCCGCACCGGGGCGGCGGGCCCGGGGGCGAUGCCAGCGCGGGGCCCCCCCCCGAGGGCAGCGGGGCCCCCCCGGAACCGGCGCGGGGGCCGCGGCUCUUCUGCCUCGAGUACGAGGGGGACGACGGGCGGGUGACGGCCGUGAUCGUGCACCAGGGGGACAGCGCCGAGGAGGUGACGCGGCGGGUGUGUGCCCGCAGCCCCCUGGAGCCCCCCCUGCGCAGGGCCCUGUGCCAGCGCGUGCAGGACGAGCUCAGCAAGCGCCGGGGCACGGGGUGACACUGCCGGCACAGCCCCGGGC
Camarhynchus parvulus is the source of this 589-nucleotide messenger RNA. It is a transcript of the gene C22H2orf68, whose product is annotated as chromosome 22 C2orf68 homolog. The transcript has 4 exons. Lineage: Eukaryota; Metazoa; Chordata; Aves; Passeriformes; Thraupidae. The coding region runs from base 76 to 567 and encodes 163 amino acids. The record is from RefSeq and is a predicted model, not a curated record.